Molecule: messenger RNA, 1177 nt
Organism: Cucumis sativus (cucumber)
Lineage: Eukaryota; Viridiplantae; Streptophyta; Magnoliopsida; Cucurbitales; Cucurbitaceae
Product: CRIB domain-containing protein RIC10
Exons: 4
Coding region: 450-893 (147 amino acids)
Source: RefSeq, a predicted model, not a curated record
GACUUUAAAUUUUUCUUAUAAUGUCUUGAAAUGAUAUAUGGCAACGCCUUUCUCUCGUUCCACCACUCAAAACCUUUUCUGAUCAUUACAUUUUCUAAUUUAAUUCUCAAUUUUUGUUUUUCUUUGCCUUCUUUUUUCUUAUCCAUUUCCCCCUGCCCACUCAUUUCAUUCUCAUACCUUUACGUCGUCGUUUUGGAUCUCUCCUUAAUCCUUUCCAAUCUCAAUGAUCUGGGUUUUCUUCCAUUGAAAAAAAAAAAAAAGAAAGCUUAGUAUUCUGAAUUUGAAUGAUGUAUGAACAACGACUGGUGUAGUGUAGCAUAAUGUUAAUUCUCUUUCUCCCAUUAGUUUCCCUAUAACAAAUUGUUUGAGAUCAAUUUGUUGUAAGGUGAUGCAAUAUUCCAUUUUAUUUUCUAAAAUAAAUCUCCAUCGUAACUCAUCUUCCCUCAACCAUGUCUUCCAAAAUGAAAGGAAUCUACAAAAGUUUCAAAUAUAUCACUCAAAUUUUCGGUAAUAAUGUGGUGAAAGAUCGUGAAAUGGAAAUCGGAUAUCCGACCGACGUAAAGCAUGUAGCUCAUAUCGGAUUGGAUAAUUCUUCUCCAUCCGCUUCCGCCCCUAGUUGGAUGAACGAAUUUAAAGGUGGUGAGGUGAGUGAACGAAGGGAUUCUAGCUCAACCGCAGUAACGGCUCUCACUCAUUGGUCUACUAAUUCCCAAGAAUUUGAUAUUUCAAUAGGUUACCAAUCGGCAUCCGACUUGUCGUUGGAGCUUCCAAAGAAACCGAAGAAGAAAAGGAGUAGCAAGAAUACGACAAUGUCGUCGUCGUCGUCAAGAACAACGAAGUCAAAAGCUACCUGCAAAAAUCCAGUGGAGCCGAUCCCGAACUUUCAAAUUUAGAACAAUUAAUAAUAUACGGCUAAUUAGCUUUUUCAGAAUUUAUCAAAACUUUUUCACAAAGCGUGUUUUUUUUCAUUGUUUUCUUUGAAUCCAAAUUUGUUAAUAGUUCUUCUUUUUUUUUUCCUUUUUUGGCCUCGGGUUGCGUAAAUAAUAGAUGACCGAGGCUGCUGCUUUCUUUCCAUCUCUUUAGUUAGAAAGAUACACCAAUUCAUCUCCAUAAUCAAUUCAAAUUGUUGUGGUUUCUAAGUUAAUAUAUAAUACACUCACACGUUCUUACGGCGCUA